Solanum dulcamara is the source of this 801-nucleotide messenger RNA. Its product is annotated as expansin-A18-like. The transcript is spliced from 3 exons. Gene Ontology annotation, cellular component: extracellular region. Gene Ontology annotation, biological process: plant-type cell wall organization. The record is from RefSeq and is a predicted model, not a curated record. The coding region runs from base 1 to 801 and encodes 266 amino acids. Lineage: Eukaryota; Viridiplantae; Streptophyta; Magnoliopsida; Solanales; Solanaceae.
AUGGCCUCUUUCCACCAUAGAUGUAGCUUGACAAUAUUCUUGAUAGUUGCAACACUAGCAAUCAUCGAUCGAGCAAAUGGCGCGGGCUAUGGUGCCACCCCUAGCGGCUUCCAAGCAACACCUUGGAAACUCGCUCAUGCCACGUUCUAUGGUGAUGAGACUGCUUCAGCUACAAUGGGUGGAGCUUGUGGAUAUGGAAAUUUGGUCACAUCAGGUUAUGGAACAGAUACAGCAGCAUUGAGCUCAGUGUUAUACAACAAGGGAUUUGCAUGUGGACAAUGUUACCAAAUAAAAUGUGCACAGUCAAAAUCUUGCUACUCAACAAUUGUCACAGUGACAGCAACAAAUCUCUGUCCACCAAAUCAGGCACAAGACAGUAACAAUGGUGGUUGGUGUAAUCCACCUAGAACACAUUUUGAUAUGGCUAAACCUGCUUUCAUGAAAAUUGCUCAAUGGAAAGCAGGAAUUGUCCCUGUUUCUUAUCGCAGGGUACCUUGUGUUAAAAAAGGUGGAAUCAAGUUUAGUUUACAAGGAAAUGGCUAUUGGUUAUUGGUAUAUGUGAUGAAUGUUGGUGGAGUUGGAGAUAUUGCAAGUAUGUGGGUGAAGGGAACAAAGACAAAUUGGUUAAGUAUGAGCCAUAAUUGGGGAGCUUCAUAUCAAGCAUUUGCAACUCUAAGUGGCCAAGCACUUUCUUUUAAAAUCACUUCCUACACAUCUCAUGAAACAAUCAUAGCUACUAAUGUUGCACCUUCUAAUUGGCAAGUAGGAAUGACUUAUCAAGCCAAUGUCAACUUCAAAUAA